UAGAUACGUCUCUCUCUCUUCUUAUUCUCUCUCCUUUCUCUCGAUUGACAUCUCACACAAACGCACGAGCACCACCACCGACCACCACCAGCCACUGCCCCUCCGAUGAUGUUAGUUACACGAGCACCAAUCGAUUGAUUCCGAGCCACAGUGAUGUUAGUUACCCGAGCACCGAUCGAUUGAUUCGGAGCUUGGCGUUAUUCUAAUUCCGAGCUUGGAGUUCGAUUCUGAUUCUGAGCCCCUUCCACGGAUUUGAUUUUCUUGUUUCAUUUCAACUUUAUGAUCUCAAGCCGCAAAGAUUCAUAGAGAGACAGGGGCUUAUGAGAGAUUACAUGUAAGAAAAUUUGAAAGCAAGGUGCUGGACUUAGAACAACAACUCGAUGAGAUAAGAGCCAUGCUUAUCAAAGAAAGAAGGCAAAAAGAUGGUACCUAUCCCUCCCAAAGAAGCUCCGAUCUACUCCAAUCUACUCCUCAUGACAACCUUCCAACUUCGGUGAAUGAAGUUGGUUCUAUUACUGAAAGCAUUGAAGCUAUGAAAAUAUCUAAGCGUGUUGGUUCUUCAAUUGCAAACGUUCCAAUUUGUUUAGAUACGGCUCUUCAUGUAAAAGGAGGGAUUCGGCAAGCCCCAUUUGCACUUGAGCGGAUGAGAAAAGAAGGGUUCGUUUCGAAUGGGUAUUCAUACAAUGGGCUGAUCCAUUUGCUUCUUCAGUCCAAAUGUUGUAAACAGGCUCUGGAGGUUUAUAGAAGAGUCGUUUCAGAAGGGAUUAAGCCUAGUCUCAAGACCUACUCCGCGCUUAUGGUAGCAUCUGGGAAGAGAAGGGAUAUUGAAACUGUCAUGGGCUUACUUGAAGAGAUGGAGAGUUUGGGGUUGAGGCUGAAUGUGUAUAAUUUCACCAUAUGCAUUAGGGUUCUUGGGAGGGCAGGAAAAAUUGAUGAGGCUUAUGGUCAUCUGAAGAGAAUGGAUGACGAGGGCUGUGGACCUGAUGUAAUUACUUAUACAGUUCUCAUCGAUGCUCUUUGUCAUGCUGGGAAACUUGACAAGGCAAAAGAAGUGUUUCUAAAGAUGAAAUCCAGCAGCCAUAAACCUGAUCGAGUAACUUACAUCACCUUGUUGGAUAAGUUCAGUGACCGUGGAGAUUUGGACACUGUAAGAGAAUUUUGGAGCGAGAUGGAAGCAAAUGGUUAUGUUCCAGAUGUUGUUACUUUCACAAUACUUGUUGAUGCUUUAUGCAAAGCAGGGAAGCUUGAUGAAGCGUUUGGUACCCUUGAUAACAUGAGAAAGAUAGGGAUCUUGCCAAAUCUACAUACUUAUAAUACAUUAAUAGGUGGACUUUUGAGAGUUGAUGGAUUGAAUGAAGCGUUAGAACUUUUUGAUGGUAUGGAAUCAUUUGGCAUGAAACCUACUGCUUACACGUAUAUCCUUUUCAUUGACUACUACGGCAAGUCAGGUGAACCUGACAAAGCUAUUGAAACUUUUGAGAAGAUGAAACUCUGUGGAAUUGUUCCUAAUAUUGUUGCUUGUAAUGCAUCUUUGUAUAGUCUAGCGGAAAUGGGUAGACUUGGGGAGGCAAAAGGUAUAUUCUAUGGACUUAAAAAGAGUGGACUAGCUCCAGAUUCCAAUUAUUCUCUGAGAUGA
Messenger RNA from Camellia sinensis, 1636 nucleotides. NCBI's taxonomy places the organism in Eukaryota, Viridiplantae, Streptophyta, Magnoliopsida, Ericales, Theaceae. The record is from RefSeq and is a predicted model, not a curated record.